Molecule: messenger RNA, 306 nt
Organism: Pisolithus orientalis
Lineage: Eukaryota; Fungi; Basidiomycota; Agaricomycetes; Boletales; Pisolithaceae
Exons: 1
Source: RefSeq, a predicted model, not a curated record
AUCAAGGUUUUCCACUCUGCCAGUGUGACAUUUGUCUUGCCAAGUGAUCCUUGCAGGAUCAGGAGCACAUGCUGUGAACAGAUUCAAGCAACACCAUCCUGGUAUGGUGGUCCUGAAUGUUAUGACACUGUGUUUGUGAACAUGGAUGACACACAUGAUGGGAUGGAGGGCAUGAACAUAGCCCAGGUUCUUUGCUUUUUUUUGUUACCAUGCACCAAUGGCUUAUCAUACCCAUGCGCUCUCAUUCAUUGGUUUGAUUACAUAGCAGACAUGCCCAAUGAACUGACUGGGAUGUGGAUGGUAAAA